This is a messenger RNA of Trichoplusia ni (cabbage looper), 13478 nucleotides long. It is a transcript of the gene Dnah3, whose product is annotated as dynein heavy chain 3, axonemal. Lineage: Eukaryota; Metazoa; Arthropoda; Insecta; Lepidoptera; Noctuidae. Gene Ontology annotation, molecular function: ATP hydrolysis activity; dynein intermediate chain binding; minus-end-directed microtubule motor activity. The record is from RefSeq and is a predicted model, not a curated record. Gene Ontology annotation, cellular component: dynein complex. The coding region runs from base 329 to 12802 and encodes 4157 amino acids. The transcript is spliced from 72 exons. Gene Ontology annotation, biological process: microtubule-based movement.
AACUGUAGCUACCACGGUUCACGAGAUACAGCCUGGUGACAGACGGAUAUUCAGCGGUGCCUAAGUAUUAUGGUUCCUCCUUUGGGUUCCUCAAUAAUGGAACCCUAAAAAUAUUUGCAAGAUAGUCAAUCAAUCCUCUUUGUUGAUAAAUGAGUUCUGGUUGUCAAUUUAAAUAAAAAAAAUAUGACGUUACUAUAGCAACGCGUCCUUAGACACGUUGUUUAUUUAUUAAGUUGCCAAUUUUAACAAACAUAUCGUUUUAUUUUUGUUGGAAUACCUUAAUAUUUAUUCAUAUUUAAAAACAUAUGUGAUUUUAGUAAAAAGAUAAAUGUCUAGCCGUCCGAGUAGGACCAGUGCCUCAGGCGCUAGCAAGGCCAGUCUAUCAGUUUGGUCGACUGCCACAAGUGGUGCAAGUAAACCCAGUGCGUCCAGUGGGCCGAGCGGCGAUGGCGCCCGAUCGAAGAAGAGGCGAAGUGGUCCUCUCGAGGAACCGUGUCCGUCACGAUUUAUUAAGCCGGCGCGGAAGACUCGCAUGCCCCCGUGGCUGCCGCGCGCUGGUCUUGACUCUGAGCUCGAGAAAGACAGCGUGCUGCUAAGAGCGGCUAAUAAUAUGUACCCUGAGGGUGACGGCGAGGGUAACUGCAGCGAGUAUCCGCCUCUGAUGCAGGCGAAAUCAUGGACCAAAGGAGUGCCCUACCGCGAUUCCUAUGACCACACGAGACCAUCAGAUUCCAUCGGUAAUUGCUACACUCUUGCCUCGAAAUCGAUGCGUCUGCGCAACAUGCCACCGAAGAGACGAGAACCGCCCAAGUUGUACGGACCUAUUGGCCCCAACGGAGAGCUCCAGUUCCCACCACUCAAGCCCUGGGCGGAGCGGGAGCAAGAGAGGUUGGAUGCUGAGAAAAAAAAGCUGAGUCAAAAUAAACUGCAGAAAGGUCUACUUCGACUAGAGGAUUUAAUUUCUGGAGCAUACGACAAGCGAAAGGCUGCUGAAGCAGCAGCAAAGGAAAGAAGAUUGGAAAAGAAGAGGAAAGAACAAGAAGCAGCUGAUCUGGUCACUAAAGAAACAUUAAGAAGGAAAUUAGCUAGUUUAGAAUUUGAGCUGCCGCUCGACCCAGACGAGCAGAAGAAAGGCAUGUUACAGAUCACUGAAGAGGAGCAUUACAGAUACAUCUACCCAGACGACUUGAAGAGAAUCAAUUACUAUUUGAAUGUGUCUAUUACCGGCAAGCACAUCCCGGAUUUUCCGAUGGAGCUCUACUUGCGGGCGAAGACAGCGGUGGACAAGCAGACCGUGGCCAUUAAGAAGCGCCUUCUCAUCCUCACAUACCAGGCCACAGUCAGGCAGAGCGAGAGCGAGAUCAAGGAGUACUUUGUCUUAGCUAUGAAAAGAUGCAUCCUGCGGUACAUUCUGGAAGACGCCGACGAACGCAAGCGACUUAAAAUAGCCUUCCUGCCGCCUCUGUGGCCGGCGCACGUGAUCAGAGCCCCUGUUCCCUGGCACACGCCCAUCGUGAAGGCAAAGGAGGCUCUGUUUUACAGAUAUUAUGAUGGAAACCCUGUACUUAUCGAGCUAAGGAGAAUGUGGGAUGAGAGAUACCGUGACAUGUAUAUUUGCGACAUGAAGAAGAUGCAAGCAACUUCACCGUUCCCGCAGUACACAACCGAGUUCACCGACAACUUGAACAGGCUGUGCGCGGAGACCAGGUCGGAGUUGAUGGACAACUGGCUUAUAGACGUGGCCGAUACCAUGAUCAAGAUGAGGAAACAUUGGUCCGUGUACGUCGCCAAGCAGAGACAUCAGUCUUGCUUCCAAGUUGAGCAGUUCUUUAAAACGAUCAACGCAUUGAUGUCAAGACAACUUCGAGACCUGGUUGAACGGAGCGUCAAACAUUUCGCUGAACACUUUACCUAUUAUUUUGAAGGGAACAGUUACGACGGUCCCUACCGUGACUACAUGUUCAUCAAGCGUCCGAUCCUACGCAUCAAGGUGAUCGGCCACCCCGGCACCAACAACAUCACCUUCGACCCCUCGCUGCAGGCUAUCAAGGGACAGAUAGUCAAGUGGUUCCACACCAUCAUCAAUGUUAACAAUCAGUUGCCGAGUAUUUACAGUAUCAUGUACCCAGGCACCAGACAGUUAGAAGCUCACAUGUUCUCCGUGUUCAACGAUGAGAAGUACAUGAUGGACGCGAUCAACGAGGCGCUGGUGCAGGUUAGCAUCAACAAGGCGGGCCCCAGGAGCUUCAUCAGCAGCUACGAAGAGUACUACUACAUCCUCAACGGGCAAGCCAAGCAGGAACUGCUCACUUUCUUCGCACAGGAACCUCCACCGUUCUUAAAGGACUUCUCAGCUCGUAUCUACAUGUACGAGAAGCUCCGCGACGAGAUCCUGUUCCUCCGGCGGAACAUCCCGCUCAACAUGAUCAUGCUGGACUGCGGGCCCAUCAACGACACGCUCUGGGACAUCGUCAACAGUCUGCGACAAUACAUCGUCGACCAUUUCAUCGCUGUCAACAGGAAAUGGAACAGGGGCAUCUGCAACAUCUACGAGGAGAUGGCGGCGCGCGCGUCCGAGAGCCCGGAGACGACGGCUCAGCUGGUGGAGCUCAUCAACUACAUCAUGGACUGUCGCGACGCCGCCAUGUUCGACCUCAAGGAGAAGGCGCGCACUACCGCCGAGCAUGUGCUGUUCCUCAUGCAGCAUGCGCACUUACACUUUGAAGAUGUCAAUCUGAACACCCGAGUGUUCCUCUGGCCUCUAGACAUGGAGGAGACAAUAGACCUGACUCUCAAGACCUUGAACACCAAGAAGACAAUGGCUGAGGACAAGUUGAGGAGCAGGAAGACUAUCUUCGAGGACAAGCUGAAGAAGCACGAGAAAGACUUGGAGGUGUUCCGCAGGUUCGACCCGCCGCUACUGAACCUGGACCUCCUAAAGGAUGUCGUGGAUAGAGUCGAUACGAUAUUCCGGAAUUUGAUGGAAGACAAACGCGAAGCCGAUGGCAUCAUCAACGAGGAGACGCUGCUGGACCAGGAGCCGUCCGUGUACUUCAGCCUGCAGACCAUGCUGGCCGGCAUCGAGCCCUUCCACAAGCUCUGGCACACCUCGCACGACUUCUACGAUGGUUAUGAGAAAUGGUACCACGGUCCUUUCCUGGGUCUGGACGCAGAGAAGAUUGCCGAGGACGUGGAAGCGUGGUGGAAGCUGCUGUACAAGUUAGGAAAGCAGCUGUAUGAGUACCCCGGCGCCAAGCGCAUCGCGGACAUGGUCAGGAAUAAAGUGGAGAAGUUCAAAGUGUUGCUGCCUGUACUGUGCGCCAUCUGUAAUAAGGGCAUGCGCGACCGCCACUGGGCUAAGAUCAGCGAGCUGAUCGGCACAGAGGUAGUCCAUGAGCCGGAGACCACGCUGGCGGACAUGGUGGAGCAAGGAGUCCACGUGUACGCCUCGCAGCUGGAGGAGAUCGAGCAGUACGCGUCCAAGGAGUACGCGCUCGAGAAGGCGCUCAACAAGAUGAAGGACGAAUGGAUCGGUGUCGCCUUCGAGGUCGUGCCUUAUAGGGAUACUGGCGUCGGCAUCCUCACUGGUCUGGACGAUAUCCAGCAACUGCUGGACGACCACAUCUUGAAGUCGCAGACCAUGCGCGGCUCUCCGUACGUGAAAGCCUUCGAGUCUGACAUGAUCGCUUGGGAGGAGAAGUUGAUCAGCAUGCAGGAUAUACUUGACCAGUGGUUGACGUGUCAAGCCACUUGGAUGUACCUCGAACCGAUCUUCUCAUCUGAAGAUAUAAUGCGACAAAUGCCAACUGAAGCCAGGAACUUCAGGGAUGUAGAUAAGGAGUGGAAGACAAUCAUGUUCGCCACGCAGAAGGAACCUAUGGUGAUAGAGGCUACUGACUAUCCUGGCCUUUUGAAGUCGCUGAAGUACAAUAAUUCCUUGCUAGAAGAUAUUCAGAGAGGAUUGAAUGAUUACUUGGAGAAGAAGAGACUGUUCUUCCCAAGAUUCUUCUUCUUAUCCAACGACGAGCUGCUAGAGAUCUUAUCAGAGACGAAGGACCCGAUGCGCGUGCAGCCUCACCUCAAGAAGUGCUUCGAGGGCAUCUACACGCUGGAGUUCAACUACCUGAAGGAGAUCUGUGGCAUGGCGUCCGCCGAGGGGGAGGUCGUCAAGCUGUCCUCUACUAUACAACCUGCUGAUGCUAAGGGCAUGGUGGAGCGCUGGCUGCAGCAGCUGGAACACCAGAUGAUAGUGAGUCUCCGCGACGUCGCCAGCGAGGCCAUCAACGGGUACCCCGUGGCCGUCCGCGAGGACUGGGUGCUCAUCUGGCCCGGACAGAUCGUGCAGUCCGGGUCCUGCGUCGAGUUCACUCUUGAGACUAUUGAAGCCAUAGAAAACCGCACGCUUCCAGAGCAAGUGGCGCGAAGUACGGAUCAGAUUAACGGUCUGGUGUACCUCGUGCAAGGUGACCUCCGGCCCGGAAACCGCAUCACUGUAGAAGCUCUUAUCGUGCUCGACGUGCAUGGCCGGUCGAUCCAGGAAGACAUGAUGGCGCGAAACAUAACAGACAUAACGGACUUCAACUGGAUCUCGCAGCUGCGGUACUACUGGCGCGGCGACAAGAUGAUCUGCUCCAUGAUCACCACGGACGUGGAGUACGGGUUCGAGUACCUGGGGAACACCGGCAGGCUCGUCGCCACGCCGCUCACUGAUCGAUGCUUCAGGACGCUAAUGAGCGCUUUGAAAUUGAACCUGGGCGGCGCGCCGGAGGGCCCCGCGGGCACCGGCAAGACCGAGACCACUAAGGACAUGGCCAAGGCAGUCGCCAAGAAGUGCGUCGUCUUCAACUGUUCGGAUGGUUUGGAUUAUAAGGCGCUCGGCAAGUUCUUCAAGGGUCUAGCUCAAUCAGGAGCAUGGGCUUGCUUCGACGAGUUCAACCGCAUAGAGCUGGAGGUGCUCUCCGUGGUCGCGCAGCAGAUCCUGUCCAUCCAGCUCGCCAUCUUGCGCCGAGAGAAGCGCUUCGUGUUUGAAGGCACCGAGAUCAGUCUCAACCCCACUUGUUCCGUCUUCAUCACCAUGAACCCUGGUUACGCGGGCCGCACUGAGCUGCCCGAUAACCUGAAGGUGCUGUUCAGAACUGUCGCCAUGAUGGUACCGGACUACGCCAUGAUUGGAGAGAUCACGCUUUAUUCCAACGGAUUCGUUAACGCGGGACCCUUGGCUCGCAAGAUUGUGCAAGCCUACAAGCUAUGUUCCGAGCAGCUGUCUUCACAGAAUCACUACGAUUACGGCAUGAGGGCCGUCAAGUCCGUACUGCUGGCUUCCGGUGCCCUGAAGAAGAACUACCCGGAGAAGGACGAGGCCCAGCUCGUGUUGAGGGCCAUCAUCGAUGUCAAUAUGCCCAAGUUUUUGUCGCAGGACGUGCCACUGUUCUCUGGUAUAUACUCGGACUUGUUCCCGGGAGUGGAGAUCCCGCAGCCGGACCGCGCCGAGCUGCUCAAGUGUAUUCUGAAGGAACUCGAGAAGAGGAACCUGCAGCCCACCGAGUGGUACCUGGAUAAGAUUAUACAGAUUUACGAGAUGAUGCUGGUCCGUCACGGGUUCAUGAUAGUGGGUCCCCCGAUGGGUGGCAAGACGCAGGCCUACCAGUCGCUAGCGGAGUCCCUGCGAGCCCUACAGCUGCAGAAGCCGCCGCCGAGGCACAAGGAGUUUGGCGCCAUCUACAGGAUCAUCAACCCCAAAGCUAUCACCAUGGGACAGCUGUAUGGGUGCUUCGAUCCGGCAUCACAUGAAUGGUCUGACGGCGUCCUGGCCAUAGCGUUCCGGGAGUACGCGAUGUCGAUAACUCGCGACCGCAAGUGGAUCCUGUUCGACGGGCCGGUGGACGCCGUGUGGAUCGAGAACAUGAACACCGUGCUCGACGACAACAAGAAGCUGUGUCUCAUGAGCGGCGAGAUCAUACAAAUGACGAACAAAAUGAAUUUGAUCUACGAGCCAGCUGAUUUGGAGUUUGCUUCCCCCGCUACCGUGUCGCGCUGCGGCAUGAUUUACAUGGAACCAGAACAGCUAGGUUGGCGCGCAUUCCUGAAGUCCUACAAUCAGUACUUGACGAAGAAGUUGAUCCCGGAGCAGUUCGAGCUGAUCCAGGAGCUGAUCGACUGGCUGGUGCCGCCCAUCUUUGAUGUGCUGCAGCAUCGGUGCACAGCCUUCGUCACUGUCGGGGAGAUACACCAGUUUCAUUCAUUCACUCGCCUGUUCACCUGCCUGCUGGACGCGGAGGCGCAGUUCAGCACGGUGUGGCUGCAAUGCACCUUCGUGUUCGCGCUGCUGUGGGGACUCUGUGCUACUAUUAACGGUGAAAGUCGCAAGACCUUCGACGGGUUCUUCCGGAAGCUCAUCGAAGGCAACAACACCGCCCACCCGAAGCCCAAGUCCUUCAAGCUGGCCAAGAACCAGCUCUUCCAAGACAAGGACACUGUCUUCGACUAUGUGUACGACAAGAGGAACAAUGGAACCUGGAUAUCAUGGAUGGAGCUGGAGAAGGAAGCGCCUUUACCUGCUAAUGCUAAGGUGAACGACCUGAUAAUCUUAACAAACGAGAACGCUUGCCUGCGUUACUUCGUGAACAAGAUGGUGAAGUCGAAGAUCCCGAUCCUGCUGGUGGGCCCCACGGGCACGGGCAAGUCCUCGCUCAUCAUCAACUUCCUGCUGUCCCUCCCCAAGGAAAAAUACAUCACCAACACCAUCAACUUCUCUGCCAGGACCACUGCUAAUCAGACUCAAGAUAUUAUCAUGUCGAAAGUAGACAGAAGAAGAAAAGGUGUAUUUGGGCCUUCUAUGGGCAAAAAGUGUGUACUAUUCGUGGAUGACUUGAGCAUGCCUCAGAAGGAGCAGUAUGGCGCGCAGCCCCCGCUCGAGCUGCUGCGGCAGUGGAUUGACCAUGGACACUGGUACGACCUCAAAGACAUGGUCAAGCAAGAGGUCGUCGAUGUGCUGUUCGUAUCAGCCAUGUUGCCUCCCGGUGGCGGGUCCAACCUCAUUUCCUCCCGGCUGACGCGACAUAUGCUUCUCAUCACUCUGGACUCCUUCGAAGACAAUACGCUGAACAAGAUAUUUGUCACUAUCAUGGACUGGCACUUCGCUAAAGGUUUCAAUGAGACCAUCCAAAGAAUGGCCAAAGCUGUAGUAGCAGCCACGAUGGAGGUAUACAAAACGGUGACUCUUCAGUUCCUACCGACGCCGAGCAAGUGUCACUAUCUGUUCAACCUCCGCGACUUCGGCAGAGUGAUUAAAGGUGUCCUCCUGGUACCGGCCUCUCACAUGAAGGAGCUCAACAAACUGGUCAUCCUGUGGAUACACGAGGCGUACAGGGUCUUCUAUGAUAGAUUAGCUGAUGAUGCUGACCGCCUGAAGUUAUUCGACGUGGUGUACAAGGCGGUGUACAACCAGUUCCGCGUGCACAUGGACCAGGUGCUCAACGAGAUGGGCUACAUCCCCGAGGGUGAGAAGUGCAGCAACAAGCACGCCUGCAACAUCUUCUUCGGGAAUUACAUGGAGCCCGAUGCUGACCCUAAGAUAUAUGAUCAGGUUCAGGAUCUGGAGGACAUGACAACGAAGAUGGAGUAUUACUUGGAGGAGUACAACGUGGUGUCCUCCUCACCGAUGGCGCUGGUCAUGUUCCGGUACGCGCUCGACCACAUCUCACGGUGUACGAGGGUGCUCUUACAAGAUAACGGUAACUUGCUCCUUGUUGGCGUGGGUGGUAGUGGCCGGAGCAGUGCUGUCAAACUGGCCGCUAGUAUUCUGGAGAUGAAUGUCAUACAGAUUGAAAUAUCUCGAGUGUACGGUCAGAACGAGUGGCGCGAUGAUAUCAGAAAGAUGUUGAUGAAGGCUGGUAUUAUCGGAAAGCCUCUUGUCUUUCUGUUUGCGGAUAACCAGAUAAUGUACGAAGGCAUGGUGGAAGACAUAAACAUGCUUCUCAAUACUGGCGACAUUCCUAACAUCUACGGUAUGGAUGAAAAGGUGGAGAUCCUCGAUAAAAUGCAGGCGGCGGUCAGGGAAACGGGCAAGAAAAUCGAGACGACUCCGCUGGCCAUGUUCGGUUUCUACGUGGAGCGAGUGAAGGCGAACCUCCGCAUCGUGAUGGCGAUGUCGCCCAUCGGAGAUUCCUUCAGGAACCGCCUUAGGAUGUUCCCGUCGCUCAUCAACUGCUGUACUAUUGAUUGGUUCACAGCGUGGCCGCCCGAGGCGCUGGAGCGCGUGGCCAACAUGUUCAUCAACUCGAUGGAGAACGUGGAGGACGACCUGCGCGUCUCCUGCGUCGAGAUGUGCCAGCUGUUCCACAUGAGCGUCGUGCAACUCAGCGAUAGGUUCUACAAAGAACAAAAAAGAAUGGUCUACGUGACUCCGACCAGCUACUUGGAGUUGAUUAAGGCUUUUAUGGAUCUAUUCACCAUUAAAGUGGAUCAGAUCACCAAAUCGAGAAUAAGAUACGAAACAGGUCUAGAACAGCUGGACUUCGCAGCCGGCCAGGUGGCGGUGAUGCAGCAGAACCUGAGAGACCUUCAGCCACAGCUCGUCGAGACCUCUGACAAGACGGAAAAACUUAUGAUCAAGAUCGAACAGGAUACCGUCGUUGUGGAGAAACAGAAAGAAAUAGUGGGAGCAGACGAAGCUCUGGCCAACGAAGCGGCUGCAGCAGCGCAAGCCAUCAAGGACGACUGCGAGUCAGACUUGGCGGAGGCGGUACCAGCGCUCGAAGCUGCUCUCAACGCCCUCAAUACCUUGAAACCAGCUGAUAUCACUCUGGUGAAGUCCAUGAAGAACCCGCCGGCUGGAGUCAAGCUGGUUAUGGAAGCGGUGUGCGUCAUGAAGGGGAUCAAAGGUGAUAGGAAGAUGGAUGCCAACGGGAAACCAUACGAGGACUACUGGGGUCCAUCGCUGAAGAUGCUGGGAGACAUGAAGUUCCUGGAGAGCUUAAAGAACUACGACAAGGACAACAUACCGCCGCCCAUCAUGAAGAAGAUUAGGGAUAAAUACAUUCCGGAUCGCGAGUUUGAUCCUGCUGUGAUAUCGAAGGUGUCAUCAGCCUGUGAGGGGUUGUGCCGCUGGGUGCGAGCGAUGGAUGUCUAUGACAGAGUUAUUAAGGUGGUAGCGCCGAAGAAAGCCGCCCUUUUCGAGGCAGAGUCUGAGUUGCAGGCGCAGAUGAACACGCUCAACGCCAAGAGAGCGCAGCUGCAGGCUGUCCUCGACAAGCUACAGGCAUUGAACGAUGAGUUCGCGGAAAUGACUCGCAAGAAGAAAGGACUGGAGGACGAGAUAGACCUCUGUUCAACUAAACUGUCGCGCGCGGAACAGCUGAUUGGAGGCCUCGGCGGAGAGAAGGCGCGCUGGAUAGAACUAGCGCAUAAUCUGCAUAAGCUACUGGCUAAUAUUAUCGGUGAUGUGUUGCUAUCGGCUGGUUGUAUCGCAUACCUGGGACCCUUUACAGUCAACUACAGGCGAGAAGUCGUACAUGUGUGGAACGCACGAGCCAGGCAAUUAAGAAUUCCAUGUUCAGAAACAUUUUCUUUGAUAACGACUUUGGGUGAGCCGGUGGUGAUCCGCGUGUGGAACAUCGCGGGGCUACCUGUUGACAGCUACUCCAUUGAGAACGGCAUCAUCGUCGAGAAGUCAAGGAGAUGGGCACUCAUGAUUGAUCCUCAAGAACAAGCCAAUAAAUGGAUAAAGAACAUGGAGCGUGAGAACCAGCUGAAGGUCAUCAAGUUAACGGACCCCAACUACGUGCGCGUGCUGGAGAACGCCAUCCAGAUGGGCUUCCCCGUCAUCCUCGAGAACAUUCGGGAACAACUGGAUGCCGUCAUCGAGCCCGUACUGCUCAGGAAUAUAUUCAGAUCUGGCGGUGUGGACUGUCUGAAGUUAGGCGACAAUAUUCUGGAGUACAACUACUCGUUCCGGUUCUACAUCACCACCAGGCUCAGCAACCCGCACUACCUGCCUGAGGUCGCCGUGAAGGUUACGCUUUUGAACUUCAUGAUAACCCCACAAGGGCUACAAGACCAGCUGCUGGGUAUCGUGGUGGCUCAGGACAGGCCAGAACUUGAGCUGAAGAAAAACCAGCUCAUUGUGGAGGGAGCCAACAACAAGAGAACGCUCAAGGAAAUUGAGGAUAAGAUUUUGGAGGUUUUAUCAUCUGCUGGAAACAUUUUAGAAGACGAAUCAGCGAAUCAGAUCUUAUCAUCAUCCAGGAUCCUCUCGAUAGAAAUAGAAGCGAAACAAGCGUCAGCCACUGUCACUGAGAAAGAGAUAGACGAAGCCCGCCUGCUCUACGUGCCCGUGUCGAAGCAUAGCUCGGUGCUGUUCUUCUGUAUCUCAGACCUGGCUAACAUUGAUCCUAUGUACCAAUAUUCUUUGGUUUGGUUUAUAAACUUAUACAAUCAAGCGAUCAUGAACUCCCCUAAAUGUGCGAAGCUUGACGAGCGCAUUGAGGGUCUAAACGCUUUCUUCACUAAGAGUAUAUAUGAGAAUGUCUGCAGGAGUUUGUUUGAAAAGGACAAGUUAAUCUUCUCUCUCGUUCUAACACUAGGAAUACUUAGAGCCCAGGGUAACAUCGACGACGAGCUGGUGACGUUCCUGCUGACGGGCGGCGUGGCGCUGGACAACCCGCACGAGAACCCCGCGCCGAGCUGGCUCACUGAGAAGGCAUGGUCCGAGAUCGUGCGGGCCUCGCAUCUACACGAGCUAACCGGAUUCAGGGAGCACGUGGUGUCCCACGUGAGGGAGUGGAAAGCUUUAUACGAUUUGUCCGCGCCGCACGAGAGCCCUUUCCCGGCGCCUUUCGAUAGAGUCGAGGGGAUCGCUAAACUCAUCGUUUUAAGAUGCAUCCGUCCCGACAAGCUGAUCCCGCUAGUCCAGCAGUACGUGGUCAGCAAGAUGGGUCCCCCCUUCAUCGAGCCGCCUCCCUUCGACCUGGAGAAGUCAUACAACGACAGUAACUGCUGCUCGCCCCUCAUUUUCAUCCUGUCUCCUGGCUCUGACCCCAUGUCGGGACUGGUCAAGUUCUCCAUGGAAAAGAAAGUUGUCAGCUUUGAGACUAUAUCGCUGGGACAGGGGCAGGGCCCUAUAGCGGCGAACUUGAUAAAUCAGGCGAUCAUAUCGGGCGGCUGGGUGGUGCUGCAGAACUGCCACGUCAUGGACUCGUGGAUGGGCGAGCUGGAGCGCAUCUGCGCCGAGGUCAUCAUCCCGCAGGUCACACACCCACACUUUCGAUGCUGGCUCACGUCUUACCCCAGCAAGUCGUUCCCAGUCACCGUGCUGCAGAAUGGAGUAAAAAUGACAAACGAAGCUCCAAAAGGCUUGAAGAACAACAUCUACCGGUCGUACAUAUCGGACCCGAUCUGCGACCCGGAGUUCUACAUCUCGUGCCCGCGCACGGAGGACUGGCGCCGGCUGCUGUUCGCGCUCUGCUUCUUCCACGCCAUCGUGCAGGAGAGGAGGGCCUUCGGGCCGCUGGGCUGGAACAUACAGUACGAGUUCAACGAGAGCGACCUCAGGAUCUGUAUCAUGCAGCUGCAGAUGUUCCUGACGGAUUAUUCAGAGACGCCAUUCGACGCUCUUAACUACCUCGCCGGGGAGUGUAACUACGGCGGCAGGGUCACCGACGACAAGGACAGGAGACUCAUUCUGUCUCUGUUGUCUAUCUUCUACAACGACCAAGUCACCACAGAGUCCGAGUACUCGUUCUCUCCGAGCGGCGACUACCGCAUGCCGCCGAGCAUGGAGUACAACUCGGUGCUGGACCACAUCCGCGCGCUGCCCAUGAUCGCCAAGCCAGAGGUGUUCGGUCUGCACGAGAACGCAGACAUCACCAAGGAUAACAAGGAAACUACUUCGCUCCUGUUCGGCACGCUGCUGACUCAGACGCACAUCGUGGCGGGCGGCGGGCACGCGGAGGGCGGCGAGGGCGGCGGCAUCGUGGACAUGACCAACGACAUGCUCGCGCGCCUGCCCGCGCUCUACGACGUCGAGGCUGUCUCCGAGAAGUACCCCGUGCUCUACUUCAACAGCAUGAACACCGUGCUCAAACAGGAGCUGAUCCGCUACAACCGCCUUCUGUCCGUGGUGAAGCGCACGCUGUACGGCGUGCACAUGGCGGCGCAGGGGCUGGCCAUCAUGAGCGCCGAGCUCGAGGAGUGCAACAACGCCUUCGUCAAGGGCAUCGUGCCCGGAGCCUGGAUGUCCAAGUCCUACCCCUCUAUGAAGCCUCUAGGAUCUUAUGUGGCUGACUUCCUAUCGCGCCUAAAAUUCCUGCAAGACUGGAUAGAGGAGGGUCCUCCGAUGGUGUUCUGGAUCUCCGGGUUCUACUUCACGCAGUCGUUCCUGACGGGCGUGCUGCAGAACUAUUCUAGGCACAACAAGAUCCCAAUCGACCAGGUCCACUUCGAAUUCACCAUAACCAAGAUGGAAGCGGAUUGUGAAGAGGAACCUUCGUUUGGGGUUUACUGCAAGGGUUUAUACCUCGAAGGAGCAAGAUGGAAUCGUGAAAAGAUGAAGAUAGACGAGUCCUACCCCAAGAUCCUGUUCGACACGAUCCCCAUAAUCUGGUUCCAGCCGGCUCUGAUCGCGGAGUUCAACCCGCCGCCGUGCUACUUCUGCCCCAUCUACAAGACCAGCGAGAGGAAGGGUGUGCUGGCCACCACCGGCCACUCCAGCAACUUCGUUAUGUACAUCACCCUCGAGUCCAAUGUGCCGGAGAAGCACUGGAUCAACAGGGGAGUGGCCAGCUUGACGCAGCUUGAUGAUUAGGGAGCGCGACUAUUACAGAAGGAGCAAUGAGCCGCUGACGAUAAACAGACGAUGGUCUAUGUAAUUUGUUAGCUAUUUGGAAUGUGAUCGAAAAGCCGUAACGUCGAAUGUCUAACACAAAUAACAUUCUUCAUUACAUAUAUAUUGCGUUGAUAUUUGGUAAAGUACAAAAGAUAAUUCUAAACACUGCAUACACUGAUAUUCAUGAUAUAAGCUUUUUAAUGACCACCUGUCAAUCACCUGCCAUUAGUUGUUACACUGCUACUGAUAUCAGUAUAAAACAGUUUUAUCAUGCUUUUGCCAUGUUUAUCAAACUUUUGAGUAAUUUUCCCUGUUUAUGGAAAAAUAUGUAUUUAUAACUUUGCUGUGAAGGCAGGUAAGUUAUUGAUUUAUUUUGAUUUGAACACGGCCUUAAUGACAGUUGACUUCAGUUCAAAAGGUUAAUGACCGAGGGAAGCCUACAUUGUACAUGACCUGUGUAUUCUACUAACAGAAGUAUAGGGUAUAGCACGUCUCCUUAAAAGGUACAGUACUGUUUAUUUUGCAGUCUCUAACCCCUAUAGUGAGUAAAGUAUUAUGAUUACUUCUAUGCUGGCUAAUGUCUAAUUAUAAUGUUUGUAACUGUGAUACGUGUCUAGUCUUUAAUCAAUUGUUGCCAAUAAAGGUAUUCUAUAUU